UUGUUUUACCAAUGGACAAUGGACAACGUCCAACGUCAGUGAGUUUUUUAAUUUUUAACAGUCAAAUCGUAUACGUUCCCGCGAAAUAACGCUUAAAACGUGGUUAAAAUCAAUAAAUUGUGUGAAAAUGCAAACAGUGUGCUACCGAUCUGUUUUGAUAAUUCUAUGAGAUUGUAAUUGUAUAUUUACUGACUAAUGUUUAUACAAAAAAAUAAAUGGAACUAUAAGUGUUGUGUCUCGAACAUUUAAAAAAGUUAUUGUUUAUAAACACCUAUGCCUAAUCAGCAGUGUAGUUGGUCUCUCCAGCAAAUAUGGGAAGAUAUUUCAUCGAUAUUUGUUAACUUUACGGAACGGAUAUUUUAUGUGCUCGGUGUUAAAAUAGCAAGACAUCCAUGGCGGACGAUAUCCAUAGCAUGGAUGUUUGUAAUCAUAAGUUGUUUUGGUUUAUUAAGGUUUCACAUAGAAAAGAAUCCUUUCAGGCUAUGGGUUCCACCAGACUCGGAUUUCUUUAUAGAUACAAACUGGUUCAUAGAUAAAUUUGGAACCUCCUUCAGAUUUCAAAAAAUUCUUAUAAAAUCAGACAACGUUUUGGAGCCAGAAGUGUUUCAGACAAUGAAUAAUAUUACCAAUGAAAUAGACUCCCUGACUAUAACAUACAAAUCAAGAAACUAUACAAUUAAGGAUUUUUGUUAUGAAGUUCCUGUGGUUAAUUUUUUAAACUCAAAUGAUAAUCUUGGAUCUGAAGGGCGUAUAAAUGCAAAUCAGUCAGUGUACAAAAAGAAAAAAAGUAAUAAUGAAUUUAGUGAUGCAACCCUAUGGUUUGAUGAUGAACUUUACUGUGGAGUUUUAGAUAAGUUUACAAUGACCUGUCUUCAAUAUAACAUUCUUGAUUUAUGGAGUAAUAGCCCAGAAAUGAUAAAAAAUAUAACAAAAGAUGAAAUAAUAAGAUUGGUAAACCAAGUUAAAGUUAAUCCUAUAUCUGGUCAUGCACUGGACUAUUCAAAGUUACUUGGUGGAAUCAAGUAUAACGAUACAGGUCAUAUAGUUUCUGCAGAAUCUGUGCUGUUCACAUGGUACACACAUGUCAAUAUGUCUGAUGAAGAUAUGAAUGAAGCUGGCAACUUGGUUGGCACCGAAGAAUGGCAGUCUAUACAAUUAAGUAUGUGGGAAAAAGAAUUUUUAUUAAAAAUGGCAAAUCUAUCUUCCAAUGUAAAUGGUCUAAAAGUUUAUUAUGAGGCUGGACGUAGCUUUGCUGAUGUUAGUGGAGAAACAAUGUUUCAUGAUAUGGAUAAAUUGUUUAUUGGUAUAUUAUUAAUGUUUAUUUAUGCGGUAACAGCUUUAUCAAGAUGUAAUUGGCUCGAAGUGAGAUUAACGUUGGGUAGUGUGGGACUGCUGUGUGUUGGAAUGGCCUAUGUGUCAGCAGUCAGUUGGUGCUCCAUCAUUGGUAUACCAUUUGGGCCGGUGCACUCAUCAUUGCCAUUUCUACUAAUGGGUUUAGGUAUAGAUGAUAUGUUUGUAAUGAACGCUUGUUGGAAAAUGGUUACAAGUUCAAAGUCUUCCAAAAGUGUACCCACUAAAGUAGGGUUAAUGUUAAAACAUGCCGGGGUAUCUAUUGUAAUAACAUCGUUCACUGACAUUGUUGCCUUACUCAUUGGUGCUAUCACCAUCUUACCCUCUUUAAAAUCGUUCUGUAUUUAUGGUGCUGCAGGUGUAUUCUUUGUCUUCUGUUAUUCUGUGACAUUUUAUGUAGCAGCUUUCACAUUAGACUUAAAAAGGAUUGAACAAAAUAGAAAUGGUUUCCUAUUUUGUUACACUCAUAAAAAACCAAUUGCCUUAGCAGAGAAUAAAACAAAAUGUCAUGAACUAUUCUCUGGAUUCUAUAAAUAUAUUGUUCUUACAAAACCAGGUAAAACAAUUGUUAUAUUGUUCACUUUAAUUAUGACAUGUUUUAGUAUACAAUCAACAUUAAAGUUGGAACAAAGGUUCGAUCCUAAAUGGUUUAUACCUGAAAGCUCUUAUUAUAGAGAGUUUAUUUCAGUUUAUGAAUAUUAUUAUCCAGAGCAUGGACAAGAUGCAAUGGUGUUUUUAGGAAAAAUAAAUUACAAAUAUGAAUUUUCCAAUAUUUUGAACAUGAUGGAAGAAUUAGGUAAUAGUUCAUAUGUGAUGGAUGUAGACCCCUGGACAGAAGGAUUUUAUAGGUAUGUCUUGAUAAAUUAUGCACGCGAUCUAAGAAAUAAUAAUAUCACUGAUGCUGAAUUUAAUAAAUACUUGUCUAGAUUUUUAUUUAGUCCUGUCGGUGGCAGGUUUCGGGCUAGUAUAAAAAUGAAGGAACCAUUAGUUUGUGGUCAACCGGCCAGAGAAAUUCAGGGAUCAGUUAUGUCAUUUAAACUUAAAAACUUUCAAGGACCAGAGGAAUAUAUACCAGCAAUGAAUUAUGUAAAGAAUGUUGUUAAAUCGGCAAAUAUAACCACUGGUGAUGGCUAUCGAAGUGUUUGGGCCAAAGUAUUUGCCAACUGGGUAACGGAUGAGAUUAUAGGACUUGAAAUGGAGAGAAAUAUUGAAUUAGCUUUACUGUGUGUCAUGGCCUGUACCAUUGUACUAAUAACUAAUCUUCAAAUGUGUUUAUGGAUAUUUAUUUGUGUAUUAAUAACUAUCAUUAACGUUUUGGGUUGGAUGCAACGGUGGGGUAUGACGGUAGAUAUUGUCUGUUGUAUUGGACUAGAAUUAGCAAUAGGAUUAUGUGUAGAUUAUGCUGCUCAUGUAGGUCACACUUUCUUAACGAUGACAAAUGGAUCGCGUAAUGAGCGGGCUUUUGCGACAGUAACCUCUAUAGGUACUGCAGUUUUGUUAGGUGGCGGUUCCACAUUACUAUCUCUGUCAUUAUUAGGCGCAUCGAAAGCAUACACUUUCCAGUCAUUUUUCAAGAUUUUCCUUCUCGUUAUACUAUUUGGUUUGUUCCAUGGGCUAGUGUUUUUACCUGUAAUAUUGUCACUAGUUGGGCCUGAAGCAUAUAGAAGUAAAGAACACAGGGAUGCCUCACCUGAGGCUGUUGAACUAGAUAGAGAAAAUAAUGAAAAAGAGAACUAUAGCACAGGUACAUGACAGUAAUGGAUAAAAUUAGUUAAAUAUUGUAAAAGAAUCGACAUUAAUACAAUCUCAAGCAUAGUAACUUAUCUCUAUUAUACAGUAACAGCAGUCAUACUCAUUAUCGUAAGUUAAGUGUAGAUAAAUAAUAAUUAAGAUUUAUAAA
Papilio machaon (common yellow swallowtail) is the source of this 3250-nucleotide messenger RNA. Its product is annotated as protein patched homolog 2-like. Lineage: Eukaryota; Metazoa; Arthropoda; Insecta; Lepidoptera; Papilionidae. Bases 274 to 3102 code for a protein of 942 amino acids. The record is from RefSeq and is a predicted model, not a curated record. The transcript has a single exon. Gene Ontology annotation, cellular component: membrane.